CCCGGUGACCAGUGGAAGGACAACAAGUUCAGCAACCCGUACGAAGAACAAAAGCCCCAUCUCAAUGAAUACACGGCGCAGGAGAUAGCCACCUUGCAGAGUCGACUGGACAAGCAACUCGGUCCAGAAUACAUCUCAACACGUCCAGGAAAUGGAGGAGGCAAGGUUCACUACCUCGCUGCCGAGAAGGUCAUCAAUCUUGCCAAUGAGGUCUUUGGCUUCAACGGAUGGAGCAGUGCCAUCAGAGACGUCCAAAUCGACUUUGUGAGUCUUGUUGACACUCUGCCCACUUGCUGUAAUGCUAACCUUCAUAGUNGCGAUGAGAGUCCGACAACAGGAAAGAUCAACUUGGGCCUGUCUACCAUUGUGCGCGUUUCCUUGAAGGAUGGCACAUUCCACGAGAACUGCAAAGGCAAAGCAGCUGCCUUCGAAAAGGCAAAGAAAGAGGCUGUGACUGACGCGUUGAAACGAUCAUUGCGCAAUUUCGGAAACGUCCUGGGCAAUUGCCUAUACGACAAGGACUAUCUUCAGAGAGUAACGAAAGUCAGAGUUGCGCCGUCUAAAUGGGACGCCGACAAUCUACACCGCCACCCAGAUUAUGCUCCCAUCAAGAAAGAAGCCCUUGCAGGCCCCUCGACCUCUACAACCGUUGCUGCAGCGCCGCCGGCACNNCGCAUGCCCAGUGCUCAAUCAAACACUUCGGAGUUUGAGGACGAGUUUGGAGGAAAUUUGUUCGACGAGGUGGAUUUCAGCCAUCCUGAUGAGGUACAUUUGGACAACUCUAUUACAGAAGUCUCUGUCGAGACACCAGUUCGACCCNCUGCCAACUCUGUCUCAGCACAAGCCUUAAAUCGCCAACAGCCGAACAGGGUAGCAUCCAUGCCCAACGUCCGCCAGUUUUCUGCUGGUCCUCAGAAUGAAUGGCUUUCGCUCAAACCCAUCCUCUGCCUCGGAGUCAACGACUACCAAUGGCAGACAGAGCACACCUCCGACUCGGUAGUCACACCUUCGCAAGUACCGGCACACGUACCAUCUGGCUUUGUCUCGGGGGCUGCAGCUUCUGCUCUGGUCCAACCUCCUGAAGCAGGUGCCAUGCCUCCAAUCAAAUUGUUUGACCCUCACCACGAGAGUCCGUCCAUCAGACGUACACAUGGAGUUGACCUUCGCAAGUCGGCACCGAUCAAGCGUUCUGAGGUUGGCGCCCCGACUUUACCAAUACCGAACCCGAAACCUAUGAUGAAUGGAGCAGCGCCUGCUAACAGAUCAAACUUCGUCAAUCCUGCCAUGGAUGCCAGUCGACGUAUUGGCAUGCCAGGUGGAAUGCAGCAGAGUCCCUUGGCAAAUAGAAGUGCCUACAAGCCUCCUGCAAUGAAGAGGCCUUUGCCAGCAGAAAAUGCUGCUAGCAGACCACCACUCGCCGACAUGAGCAAUGUUCAGCAAACCGACGGGGCUAGUGAUUCCAAGAAACCGAAGCUUGACAUUGUGACGGAGCCACAACAAGCCAGUGGAGAGACACAAGCCGUGGCUUGA
Aureobasidium musti is the source of this 1530-nucleotide messenger RNA. Lineage: Eukaryota; Fungi; Ascomycota; Dothideomycetes; Dothideales; Saccotheciaceae. The record is from the annotation of a GenBank genome assembly.